AUGGCUCUUCGUGAAAAUUAUUUGCAUGCUAUGUUCAAGGCCGUUUUUACUGAAAUGAGCGGUCUGCUUAUAAAGGAUAUAUCUCGGAAAGUGGAAUUUAUAGCUUUUGAAAAGCUCGAAAAAUUUUGGGCCGAGAAGGAAAAAAGAGUUGUACUUCCCGACAUGUCAAGUCCUAAAGGGAUGGCAUCUCCUUUAGCUUCUAUCGCUAGAUCAAAGGACUCGUUAGGUGAAAUGUUUCGACAAGUAGCAGCUCAGUCCAAAGCAGAAAUGACCGCUGCGCUUGGACAAGAUGUCUCUGAUCUUUUAGGAACAGAUUUCUUGUAUUCGCUUGGUUCGUAUCGCAAUCUUCCGAGUUUUAAAAAGAAAAAUAUAAAAGCCGCGACUACUGAGGACAGGAAAGAUAAUGUUGGCACCUCUUAUUCUAGUUCGAGAAAGUCUGAAGAGUCGCCAAGUAGUUGCAGUUCAUGUUCUGACAAUGAAGAUGAUGCGCGUAGUGUCGCAUCAAGUGCGAGUAGUCAAAGUACCAGAAGUCACAUAUCUACUCAUUCCUCACGCUCACUUUCUCGGAACAGGAAAAGAUCCGAUUCUGAGCACAGCACGGCAAUGUUAUCCGAGCAGGUUUCUUUGGAUAUGUCAUCUCAAGACUCCAACACAGCUUUUACAGUCACUUUCAAAGAUAUAAGCGACGAGACAAAGUCAGAAGUUGAGGCGGCUGCUGAUGGUAGUUUUAGAGAAAAACCUGUUAUUUCCAGGACUAGUGGGAGCAGCAUGUCGGAAUUAUCUUCCCGUAAAAGCACUGAACGAGAUGCCUCUCUUAUUGCUGAGCUCGACGAAAACUCUUGCUCACCGGCAUCUCAUGAGAUAGGAAAGGCCGGCGUUUCUUCUGAUGCUGUAUCAAGUAAAGAGGAAGUUGCGGGUUUGAAGACGUCAAGAGAAGGGAUUUUGCUUCCAGCUCUAGAGGCCGAAAAAGCCACAGAGAAUAGUGACUCAAACUUGCGUGGUAUAUCAGAAGUGUCUAGUAUGGUGGAAGUCGCGAAUGCAAAACUUCAGAAAAGACGGCGAAUUAGAAGUGAAUUAGAAUCUUUGCUUCCCCCUCCUGUUGAUGUUUCAAAAGAUCUGUCGAGAGUGCGUUGGUCUUCAAGAAGAACUUGGGAACUGAGAAGCGAGGCUGAAGAAGAGGAAGUGAUGUGGAGAUUUAUGAAAGAUGGGUUAGACAAAGAGGACCAGGAUUACCUAGAAAAAAUGUUCCACACCUUACAAAGUAGUGGCUCUCCAAGCUGGAGUAGAACUUUGUAUUGGGUUCCUCCAAGGAAGAUUUCACCAGUAAAGAUAUUGGAACGUCCUAAAAGGAUUGGAAGGAUUGAGAACUUUUUUGACGAUCCAGAGCUUUCUGGGGUUUUUCCACAUUCUACCGGCUGUGCACGCGCUCAGGGUUUCUAUAAACUUUCGCAUAAACAAAAACGAGGUGUCAUAAGACGGCCAGAUCUUUUUAGUGAUAAGACUGAGAUUAAUGAGAAGGAGGAGAAUGCAGUUCGGCUUCAGACGCAAGCAGCCAGGGAUGCUCGUACUAUGAACCGGCGGCUACUUUAUUCUAUGAAGGACACUUCUUCGGAUAUUCUUAAAGUCAAUCAAUUGAAGGUUAGACUUCCGAUCGCUCCUGAUGAUAUGAUAGUUGAAUAUGUGGGGCAGAAAGUAAGGCCAACUGUUGCUGAUGAACGUGAACGUGCUUAUGAGAGGCGAGGGAUGGGAUCCAGCUAUCUGUUUCGUAUCGAUAAUGAUACUGUUAUUGAUGCGACCCAGAUGGGUAAUUUUGCUCGUUUCAUCAACCAUUCAUGUCAGCCUAACUGCUAUGCGAAGGUAGUUACCGUGGAAGGUGACAAAAGGAUCGUUAUUUAUAGCAAGGUUCAAAUAAGCAAGGGUGACGAGAUCACUUACGAUUAUAAGUUCCCAAUUGAGGAUGAAAAGAUUGACUGUCUUUGUGGCGCACCAACUUGUCGUGGGUCUCUUAAUUGA
Enterobius vermicularis (human pinworm) is the source of this 2013-nucleotide messenger RNA. Lineage: Eukaryota; Metazoa; Nematoda; Chromadorea; Rhabditida; Oxyuridae. The record is from the annotation of a GenBank genome assembly.